UUUUGAUUAGAAUCGUUACAAAUGAAUCUACACCUCCUUUUAAUCCGCACCUCCUUACCCUAGCUAAGCUCUAAGGAAAUGAAUCUACCGGAGAUCUCUGCUGUAAUUUUUUUGUUCCAUUUUCUUAUUGUUGUCAGGGGAAAAGAAAAUUGGUUCCUCGGUGGGAGAGGAGUGACUCGUCCAGGGUUGAGCUCGACGGCGGCUGGGCAAGGUAAGGUUUUUUUGUUUAGGGUAUUGGUUAGAAAUUGUGGCUAGAGGGUAAGACUGUCAAUUUGAUACAUUUUAGGGCGACAAAAUUUGUAUUUUAGGACGACGAAUAGCGAUUCAGAAAAAGAAAGUAAUGUAGCGCUUUUCAAAAUUCAGAUUUUACUAAAAAUCUCAAUUUUCAAAUUGAAAGCAAAUCGAACCUUAACUCUGUUCAUUGUUCUCAGAAAAGCUAGGGCUAGGCCAGCGGAGUAAAAUCGAAGCAUCAAUCGUAAAUCGGCAAAGAAAGUGAUUGACGCUACCGCUGGGUUUCUUAGUCGGAUCCUUCCACCUGAAUCCCCCGCCCCCAGAUUCCGUCCGUCACGAUUCAGUAACAGAAGGGGACCUUUUGGAAUCGGAAAGAAAGGAAAGCAGAAGAGAAGUAGCCCGCCAGUCUCCUGCUUCGGGGCUCUCCCUCAACUCAUCAUUUCAGCGCAUUUCUCUUUAGAAGGUACCUUGUUCUGCUCCUUUUCUGUGCGUAAUCUUGGUCUGCAAUUCGCUCCAGCGUUUGCUCGCAAGUCUCAGGGUUUAGGAAUUUCCUACACACCAAUCGUUUCCGAUCCUCCAUUUUUCUUCGUGCUGCGUAGUUGUUCUGGUUAUGGAGAAUAUGGGGUAGGGCAAUGGAAGGUUUUAAGUACCCACAUUUUUUUUAUGCGUGCUUGGUUGUAGGUUGAUCAUGCCUCAAAUGUCCAACCGGGGAAUUCCUUGUGCUAGCAUACCCUGAAAGAUAUUCAUUUGGCAUAUAACUAGAUCAUCAAGUAAUAGUCCUGUUUGUUACUUGCUUUCAAUUUCAGAAAGCAUUCCCCUCUCUUCGAUCCUGCUUUGCUUAAGUAAAUAUCAGUUCGUGGAUCUUCCGACUAAUCGUUAAAGUAUUCGAUGUGUAUGUUUCAUUUUGGCUUUGGGUAUUGCAUUGCAGUUCCCUGUUCGUAAAAACCCGUUUGGUCCAUGGAUCCAGAAGCAGCAAAGACAGCGCGCGAGUCUCUGGAGCUGUCGUUCCAGAUGUCCAACAUUCUCGACACAGGUCUUGACCGUCACACGCUGUCAGUUCUGAUAGCCCUCUGCGACCUCGGGUUGAACCCCGAGGCACUGGCUGCUGUUGUGAAGGAACUGCCCACAGAAGCGCUGUCCUCUCCACCACCACCACCACCUCCCGCAUCAUCAUCAUCAUCUUGAGCAUGUUGUUUGGCUUCGUCUCCCAUCAGCGAAAAUCCGAGGCAGUAUUUCCCAUGUUUCUUGUUAGCUCCUGCCUCCUUGGCUCUUUUCCUCCACAAGCGCAAGAUGUUGCAGCGCUGCAAUAUUAGUAUUGCAAGACUCUGGCUUGUGAACCGAAAGGGGUUUAAAGAGCGGUGUGCUCGAGUGUUCAUUUGUUCAUGCCUUUUGCUGUAGCGUAAGGCGAGAAAGGAAUGUGAGAAUCUUUGAUUACCAGUCUGUAACCCAAGCCAUUCUGUGCUGCAAAAUUGGCAACCUCAUUCUGCAGUCGCCUCCUAGGCUGCGAAAUGGUUGGAUUUUUUCCACUGGGAGAGGGAUGGUGAAGAAAUCGUUGCGUGGGCCGGUACUGGCCCAUCGACUUCAACUUCGGCCACAAAAGAAAUCACGUUGGCCUUU
Molecule: messenger RNA, 1848 nt
Organism: Linum trigynum
Lineage: Eukaryota; Viridiplantae; Streptophyta; Magnoliopsida; Malpighiales; Linaceae
Source: the annotation of a GenBank genome assembly